Molecule: messenger RNA, 2927 nt
Organism: Sebastes umbrosus (honeycomb rockfish)
Lineage: Eukaryota; Metazoa; Chordata; Actinopteri; Perciformes; Sebastidae
Product: zinc finger protein 385B-like
Exons: 8
Coding region: 433-1794 (453 amino acids)
Cellular component (GO): nucleus
Molecular function (GO): nucleic acid binding; zinc ion binding
Source: RefSeq, a predicted model, not a curated record
GAGAGAGAUGGGAUGUUCAUGUUGUUGAUAGCCAGUCCUCUGCCAGCUCUCUCUCUCUUCCUCUCUCUCUCUCUCUCUUACAUGCUCAUGCACACAGAAGAAUACACACUUGCUCUUCAGACUCUCACCAUCGCACUCUUUUCCUUCUCCGCCUCGCUGUUUCUCUCCUCUCGCCUCAUAAAGGGCAGCGUGAUCAGCAGAGCUCGAGGCUUUUUAAUUGAACCAUAUAAUGUGUCGUUCUUUAGCUGCGGCAGUUUGGAUCACAGCCAGGAUGUGUCGUUGACCGGGAGAAAAGGGUUUUUCAUCUGUGUUAGAGAAGGUUAUCUGCGAGGAGGCACUUUGUUGUUCAACUUCUCUGAUGGGAGAUAAACUGGCUGGAGACGCCUAAAGUCCAACACAGAAGAGAGUGGCAAGCACAGAAAACACGUGGAGAUGCUGUUCGGUGCCCUCUCCCAGAGCCAGGUCCACCCUCUCCUGGGCUCCCUGCCUAUGCCAGGUCGACCCCUCCAGCCACGGACUCAUGCCCAGCUGGAGCACUUCCUGCCGCUCAGGGUCAACAGCUCCUCGCCGCUCAGCCUCUUCCCCAAUUUCAACACGAUGGACCCGGUGCAGAAGGCGGUGAUCAACCACACUUUUGGCGUGGCUCCGGUGCCCAAGAAGAAACCCAUCAUCUCCUGUAACAUCUGCCACCUGCGCUUUAACUCCACUACCCAGGCGGAGGCCCACUACAAAGGUCACAAACAUGCUCGCAAGCUGAAGGCCUUGGAGAACCAGAGGAGCCGGCAGAAGAACGGACACAGCCCAGCCACGACAGGGAAAGACAGAGAGCGAGAGAGGGGGGUGAUGGGAGGAGGAGCGGUGCCCACAGACUCACAUUCGAAAGACAUAACAGGCCCAAGUACUUCUUCUCAACCUGCACUGCAGCAACCAGAAGACGUCCAGGAAAGCUCGCUGGCACCCACUCCGUCCUCACAGCAUUCAUCCACAGACUCGUCUUCGCUCCGCUCUCCUCAACUCUCCCCACAAACCUCCCCUCAGCUUCCUGAUCUACCUUCAGACAGUCCGCCUGCAGAAGGGUGCAGCCUGGCCGCCGGUUCAGCCCCACACUCUGACCCUCAGGGCAGCUCCACGGGAGGUGAGGAAGAGGAGGUGGUGAAGGGGGAAGAGGCUAAGGAGGCCAAGAGCGACAAAAAAACUCUUAACUGUCCUACGUGCAAAGUGACGGUUAACUCCAGCUCUCAGCUGGAGGCUCACUGUAGUGGCUCGAAGCACAAACAGAUGCUUGAUGGGCCCAACAGCAGCCAGUCACAACGCAGGGUCAAGAUGACAUCAUCGCCCAGGCCGAACAGCCGGAUGAAGCAGCGAAUGGGCAGCAAGAGCAGAGCGGUUGUGGGUGCAUCCAGCCAGCCCUUCCACUGUGAAAUGUGCCAGGUGUCCGUCAACUCAGAGACACAGCUGAAGCAGCACAUGAGCAGCAGGAGACACAAAGAGCGUUUGGCUGGGAAGCCUGUCAAGGCGAAGUUCACACCCUAUAAUAAACUACAGCCCAGUGCUAUCUUAGCGACUAAACUGGCCCUGCAGAAGCACUUCGCUAAGGCCCUGCCGGCAGGGUUCCUGACCAGCCAGCUCAAUCCAGCUGCCUUGUGCGCCAUGGCGUCUGGACCCUUGGCGCUACGGCUGCCUCAGUGUCCCACAGCCAUCAUCCACCAUCCCCUGAUCAGCCCCACACUCUUCAGGCCUGCCCCAGGACCUCUGAGGGCCACACACGCACCUAUUAUCUUCUCUCCUUACUAGCAAUGAGCCACGCUAGCCUGGAGGACCGACGUAACCGAGCCAGACUAGCAAAAGAAGUAGAGCUUGGUCGGCGAGGACAAAGCACGGGAUCCCCUGAGGGACACCAGGACACUAUGCAGCGACCGCGAGAGCAGCAUAGCAGCACAAUCCCCCGGUGUGGAUUGAGAUUUCAGCGCUGACUGACCAGUGUCUCCUCCCUUUAAAAAAUGGAAGGACCAUUGCUCAGCUGUUUCCCCUCAACAAACGUUUGAGUGCAUGUUCCCCGGGGUCUGGACCCCCUCUGGAAGCCAUAAUGACAAGCAUCUCUUAGUUUUAUUUAUAAGACAAUAAUAGACUAAAUACACUAUAGUGUGUAAAUGUUAGUGUUUGUUGCCAAAAUUCUUUCAAUUUCAGAGCUUUCUAGUUGUACUCUGUGAGACCAAGUACAACACUUCAUUCCUGCUUUAGUCUUCAUAACCAAAAUCAAGAAAAUCUCCCAUAAAAGUGUCUAUUUCCACAUAACCAAUGAAGACAAAGGAGAUCCAUAACUUUGGAUUGCUGAGGAUAUUGCAUCUCAACAAAUGUAUAUCUUUACAAUCUCAUCUUUAUAAUUUAUUUUCGAUGAAUACAUACAUUCAUUUUAUCUCUGCAUCUGUGUUUAUCUCUUUCUCUCUCUGUGUUAUGAGGUGACAAUCAACCACCACCCUGAUAUGAUGCCAAGAAUACUCACCAUAUGGACACAGACCACAUCUAAUGCAUACAAUGAGAUGGUUCCCUUCAAAGUUAGACAAUUUUAAAUGUGUGCGGAUAAAUACGGUCCAAUUUAGCAACAGCUUGAUGCUGUUUGUGCAAUAUGGAGAAACAGACUGAUGUGUUCCCCGAAAUUGAAAUGAUUUAUCCACAAUAUGUCGUCGAUGUCUUUAUUAAACCUGCUAUUUUUUUGCUGUAUUAAAGAAGAACGUUCUUUCACUUUAGAAACCCCCCUCCCACCUGAUUCUGCUGAAUCAUCCCAAGCAAUAUGUAUUUUUGAAGUGUCACCUGGUGAAAUUAAUGACUAGUGUAACUGUGCAUCAAUUGCAAUAAUGUAAAUGAUUAUGUGCUAAAAAUGUCUAUACUGUAUUCUAUAUGAACUUAUAAAUAGUACUGUUUUUUUA